UCCCCUCCCUCCUCCUCCUCUUUCUCCUCCUCCCCUUCCUCCUCUCUUCCCAUCCACACAUGGUGGAUUCCGCCCACUGCACCACCGCCGCCGCCGCCAAAACCUUCCAAAAAUGCAUGACACUACCUUCCCAACAAGCAUCCAUAGCAUGGACCUUCCACCCGCACAAUGCCACCCUUGACCUAGUCUUUUUCGGCACCUUCAUAUCGCCCUCCGGUUGGGUUGCAUGGGGCAUAAACCCUAGCUCAGCUGAAAUGACCGGAACACGUGCCCUAAUCGCCUUCCCGGACCCCAACUCCGGUCAACUAGUCCUACUACCCUACAUCCUAGACCCUACUGUGAAGCUCCAGCGGGGCCCACUCCUCUCGCGCCCCCUUGACAUCCACCUCCACUCUUCCUCUGCUACCCUGUACGGUGGCAAGUUAGCCACCGUACACGACGGUGCCUCUAUCCAAAUCUAUGCCACACUAAAACUAGUACCAAACAAGACCAAAAUCCAUCAUGUUUGGAACCGUGGACUCUACGUCCAGGGUUACUCACCUACCAUUCAUCCAACCACCAUUAAUGACUUGUCCUCUAUUGCAACAAUCGAUCUACUGUCCGGCUCUCAAUCAAAAGAAAACAAUAAUAUUCAGACAUUAAAAGUCGCUCAUGGCAUCAUCAAUGGCGUCUCAUGGGGAAUUUUACUACCCAUUGGAGCAGUCACAGCACGGUACCUUCGACACUUUCAAACCCUCGGGCCUGCAUGGUUCUAUGCUCAUGCUGGUGUCCAACUCAUGGCAUUUUUCUUAGGAACUGUAGGGUUUGCAAUCGGAAUUCACCUCGGGGAGCUUUCUCCAGGGAGGGUUUAUGGGCUGCACCGGAAGCUUGGGUUCGCAGCAUUUUGCUUGGGGAGUUUGCAGACACUGGCAUUGCUGUUUAGGCCUAAAACUACAAAUAAGUUCAGGAAGUAUUGGAAAUCAUACCACCAUUUUGUUGGAUAUGCUUGUGUGGUGAUUGGGGUUGUGAAUGUUUUUCAGGGCUUUGAAGUGAUGGGAGAGGGAAGAUCUUAUGCAAAGUUGGGGUAUUGUUUGAGUCUGUCUACUUUGAUUGGUGUGUGUGUCGCAAUGGAAGUGAAUGCUUGGGUGGUUUUUUGCAGGAAAGCUAAGGAAGAGAAGUUGAGGAGAGAAGGGCUGAUUGGGGGGUCUGAAAAAGCAAGUGGGUCAAGCCAUAGUUGAGUGAUUUGUAGAGAAAUUAUAAUUUUUUUUUACGUAACCCCAUCAAUUGAGGUGGGACAUGCACAUUUAGUAAGACCGGCCUUAUGUUAGAGUGUUAUGUUUAAUUUUAUCUUUGCUGCACUUACAAUUUUUUUUUUUUUUUCAAAAAUUUUGAGAAUGUGUUGUAAGUGAAGUGAAGUUUCUGAUCAAAAAAAGUGAAGUGAAGUUCGGUAGAUGAUUAAGAUGGUGUGUUAAGGAGGCUAAUAUUCCUUUCAAGUAUAUGAUGAAAAAAACCAUGUUAUUAAAACAUUUUUUUUUUUU
Molecule: messenger RNA, 1517 nt
Organism: Camellia sinensis
Lineage: Eukaryota; Viridiplantae; Streptophyta; Magnoliopsida; Ericales; Theaceae
Source: RefSeq, a predicted model, not a curated record